AUGACAGAAAAAGAUCUGAAUUUGCGGCAACGAAGAUGGUUGGAAUUGUUGAAAGAUGAUGAACUUGUGAUAGAUUAUCAUCUGGGAAAAGCCAAUACAGUUGCUGAUGCUUUGAGCAGAAAGUCUCUCUUUGCUUUGAGAGCUUUGAAUACGAGAUUAACAUUGACUGAAGAUGGAUCAUUGUUUGCAGAGUUAAAAGCUAGAUCAUUGUUUCUUCAAGAAAUUUAUGAGGCUCAAAAAGUAGAUAAUGAAUUGCAAAGAAAAAAGACUCAGUGUGCAGUGGACGAUAAUUUUGAUUUUCGGAUUGAUUCAGAUGGAUGUUUAAUGUUUCGUGACAGAAUAUGUGUUCCGAAAAAUGUUGAUUUAAUUCAGAAAAUUUUGCAAGAAGCACAUGAUAGUAGUUUGACAGUUCACCCCGUAAUGGAUCCCGAUCGAGCCAAAGCUGAUGAUGUUAAGAGUAUAGCGCCUGCUGCCGUGCAAGGGACAGAGCUGGUAGAUUCUAGACCGACCUCGAGUAACCAGGAGGGAAAGGCUAAACAAGCCUUCUACCAAAUGAUGAAUGACUAG
Molecule: messenger RNA, 567 nt
Organism: Gossypium raimondii (Peruvian cotton)
Lineage: Eukaryota; Viridiplantae; Streptophyta; Magnoliopsida; Malvales; Malvaceae
Exons: 2
Coding region: 1-567 (188 amino acids)
Source: RefSeq, a predicted model, not a curated record